AGCCGUGCUUCCGCCUUCCUUUAGGAAGUAUUGUAGCGCCAUGGCCAUGGUCAAGGCACUCCUGUUGUGGGCCGUCGCCCAUGUUUCCGCCACUGAUGCCGAGAAGAGGCCAGUGACCAAAGUGGUGAACUUGCUGAAGGAGAUGCAGACCUCCUUGGCAGAAGAGGCGAAGGAAGAUGAGGACACUUACGAGAAGAUGCAGUGCUGGUGCAAGACCAACGGAGACGAAAAAGCCAAGAGCAUCGAGGAAGCCAAGAGCCACGUGAAGGCGCUGGAGUCGAGGGUGGAAGAGCUGGCCGCCACCAGCUCGCGCCUCGGCACGGAGAUUGCCGGCGCCAAGGACGAAGUGGCGAAGAACGAAGUCGCCCUGGACACUGCGGUGGAACUGCGGAAGAAGCAAGUGGCUGAGUUCCAGGCCGAUGAGAAGGAUCUUACGCAAUCGGCCACCUCGGUGGAUAAGGCCCUGGACGUCAUUGGCUCCAACCAGUCUUCAUUCCUCCAGAUGCCCCAGGGCAAAAUGUUGAAUGCCCUGACGCAGCUGCAGAGCGUCUUGUCCAAGCAUGAGCGCCUUCUGACCAAGUCCCAGCGACAGAAGAUUGAAGAGCUCGUGAAGAAUCCGAUGAAGUUCAGGUCGGCCUUCCUCCAGGCAGCGCCCUCCGGCGGCGUCGCCGGAGUGCUUUCGGGCCUCAAGGAUGAUUUCGCCGGCCAGCUGACAAAUCUCCAGAAGCAGGCGACCGAAGACCUGAAGGCCCACGAGGGCUUGGUGAAGGCCAAGACCGAGGAGAUCGAAGCGGGGAAGAAGCAGCUGGAGGCGAAGACCGAGCAGAAGGCCUCCGCCGACCUGGAGCGCCAGCAGAGCAAGCAGGACAUCAAGGACACCGAGGCCUCGCUUUCGGCGGAUGGGUCCAUGAGCUCGGAGGUGAAGGAGAAAUGCUCUGCCAUGGACGCAGACUACGAGAAGAGAAGCAAGGUGCGCUCUGACGAGCAGGCAGCGGUCAGCAAGGCCAUUGAGGUUCUCGCCGCGGAUGAGGCGCACGAUGUCUUUGGCAAGACUUUCGGGGCAUCCUUCCUGCAGGUUGCGUCGGAGAAUUCCAAUCGCGAGAAGGCGGCUGCCGUGCUGGCCGCCGCAGGGAAGCUGGAUGCUCGCUUGACCACCCUGGCCCUCACCUUGAAGUUGGACACCUUCGAGAAGGUGAAGCAGUCAAUCGACGAGAUGAAGGCGGACCUAAAGAAGCAGCAGGCCGAGGAGGUCGAGAAGAAGGAUUGGUGCACGGAUGAGUUCCAGAAGGCCAAGCUGGAGACCCAGGACAAGACCCGCGCGGAGCAGGCCAAGCUGGCGGAGCUGGAGUCCCUGCAGGGCAGCGUGGCCACCCUGGCGGCCGACAUCAAGUCGCUGGAGGAUGAGGUGGCUGAGAUGAACAAGCAAUUGCAGCUGGCGGGCCAGAAUCGGGAGAAGGAGAACAAGGAGUUCCAGAAGACUGUGAUGGAGCAGCGGCAGUCCCAGGAGCUGUUGAAGGGGGCUAUGGCCUCCCUCAAGAAGUUUUACCAGGCUGAGCCAGCGCUCAUCCAGACCAAGCGCACUGGUGACGAGCCAGAGUUCAAGGACUACAAGCAGCAGUCCAGCAGCUUCAACGUGCUGAGCAUGCUGCAGCAGCUGGUCGCCGACGCCAAGGCCAUGGAGGCUGAGGCGUCUCAUGCGGAGAGCACGGCGCAGGAGGACUACGAGGCGUUCGCCAAGGCUACCUCCGCGUCGGUUGAGACCAAGCAGAAGCAGACCACCACCAAGUCAGAGGAGAAGGGCUCCACUGAAGCCUCAUUGGUGGAGGCGCGCCAGGCCAAGGAGGGCCUCGGAGCGGAGCUGUCGGAGCUGGCGGCCUUGACCGGCCAGCUCCACGACCAGUGCGACUGGCUGAUGCAGAGCUUCGAUGUUAGGCAGUCCGCCCGCUCGGACGAGAUGGAGUCUUUGGACCAGGCCAAAGCCAUGCUCUCCGGCGCCAAGGCAUAAGCCUUACGCGGCUCCUAGGGUGUGCCUGGCACCCCUUAGCGGCGGUCGAGGAAAUAUCCGCGGGCGCA
Molecule: messenger RNA, 2073 nt
Organism: Effrenium voratum
Lineage: Eukaryota; Dinophyceae; Suessiales; Symbiodiniaceae
Source: the annotation of a GenBank genome assembly